Molecule: messenger RNA, 7452 nt
Organism: Lachancea sp. 'fantastica'
Lineage: Eukaryota; Fungi; Ascomycota; Saccharomycetes; Saccharomycetales; Saccharomycetaceae
Source: the annotation of a GenBank genome assembly
AUGGUGAAGGUCCCAAAAGUGGCGUCAAAAACGUCUAAACGGUAUAGAUACUCAUCCUUCAAGGAUAAAAUCGAUAAUCUGCGUAUCGAACCGGCAAGGGAUCUGAGCAAGCGUGUACACGACCAUGUGGAGACUUCUCAUUUCUUAGCUUCUUUCGAGCACUGGGAGGACAUCAAUUUGAGCGCUGGUUUUUCGGCCUUUACAGAUGACGUUAGGCCUUUGGUUCAAACUCUUCCACAAAUUUUGUUCCACGAAGAACAGAUUUUCAACCAUUUGCAUGAUAAGAUUUCUAUGCACGAUGAAAACUCUCUUCAGCCGUUAUUGGACCUCUUGUCUCAAUUUUGUCACGAUCUGGGCCCAGACUUUAUGAAGUUCUACGAAAGAGCAAUGCGCAUGCUUACAAGUCUACUCGAUGCAGCUAUAAAGUUUGAAUCGUCUAAUGUAUUCGAAUGGGUUUUCAACUGCGUCGCUUACAUCUACAAGUAUCUUUCGCGAAUUUUGGCUCAGGACCUUCUUCCUACUUUCAACCUAUUGUUCCCCAUAUUAUCGCACAAAAAAGAAUACCUCUCACGAUUUUCGGCGGAAGUUCUUUCGUUCCUAGUCAGGAAAACGAGACAAAAAAGCUUGGAGCAUUUUGUUCAUCAUACAUUCGAGCAACUUCGAGCAGCUGAAGACGAGAGUAUUUAUGAUGGUCUUCGGGUGCUAUACACGGAGGCGCUCAUUUCAAAAGGCGAGUCUCUGCACUCCAAGUUUGAGCUCAUGAUGGGAACUCUAAUAAAAGCCGCGCUUCACAGUGAAGAAAAUUCACGCUGCAUUUCCCUCAUGGCUGAUGUCAUAUUAAAUGUUGUGAGGCAUGCGUCCAUGGAAAACGCGUCACAGGUAUAUGAUAUAACACUGGCUGUGAUUGAUGCAUACUUAGAAGCUCCUUCAGUGAAAAUAAAUCCCACCGUUAGGUUACUUACGUCGCUGUCCUUCGCUGAAAGCGGUAGAAAGACUCCUUCUUGGUCAAAUGUCAUCGCCUGUGUUAACAAAGUCGUUGGACAUACGAGUGCCGACACCAUAGCUUCUGAGGAUCUGGCUCUUCUAUUCUGCUUUAUACUGAGAAAUGCUUCGCUACCUGAUCUGGCACAGUGCCAUAGGUUGUUCUUCUCAAUCUACUUGGAAAGGUUUAACGAUCACUUCUUGAGUUUUUUCAGAUUGGCGCUGAAAUACGACAAAGACAGAGUUCUUUCGUUUGGGGGUGCCAAGUUAUUACAAAGGUUUAUAAACAUGUCUUGGCGUUCCCAAUCCAAAAAAAUCGCACUCUUCUUUGAGGAGCUCAGAGGGGAUCAGGCUCUUCUCAGAACCCUAGGACCAUCAAUUCCAAAGGAAUGCGUUGAAUGCUUGCUUUCAGAGAUAGCACAAUCGGACGUGGGGCAGCGCGGUUCUCUAUAUGAACUUUUCUGGAAGCUGCAGCUAUUGAAAUUCGGCGAUAGCUACGACCUAUCAGCUCUGGCACCUGUUGUAUCAUCGCUAUUGAACAAACAUUCUUUGGAUGAUUUUGAGAAGGACGUCAUUGGGACUACCUUGCAAGUGGUGACUUUCAAGAAUAACGACCAGUUGAAAAACAUACUGAACCUAGCACUUUUCAAUGUUGAAAAAGUGCAAGAUAGUAAGCUAUGCGUCGAGGGUAUUCAUCGCACAAUAGAUCUACUGGCGGCUGCAAAUGAGGCUCUUCCAAUUGAGGAUGUUCAGGACGUACUGGUAACACUCUCUAGCAACUUAAGCCUGCCAGAAGAUAAGAUAAGAUAUGAGACUCUGAAACUCAUUGUCAAAAUCAUGGAAACUCAAGGCCGGGAUGUUCCUCAGGUAUUCAAUGACUGUAAAUUGAUAGAGGAAAUACCACGCAACCUUCAGACUGCGCGGGACGUGACCAUGCGACUCAAGGCAGCGGGGGACGAGUUUGCACGGAGUGAACCGGAUGUUUUGCUCUGCCACGUCUUCCUCAACUAUCUUUUCGGUAGCCUCACGGUUAGAUUCUCACCAGCGUGGGAAGGCGUCUAUCAAAUUCUGCCAGAGAUAUUCGAAAAAGAUCAUGAGCUUACAUGGAAGCUGUUCCUGAAAUUUGUGGACGCGUUAGACAGUAAUUUUGAGCUCGAAUAUUACACACCAGAUAGCGAAGAAGGGCUUUUCGAAGAAUAUGGGUGGUCUGUCAGUGUUACGAGGUUAAAUGAUGCAUUGCUUGGCUGUAAGGAAAUCUUUAGGUCCUAUUCACUCGUUGACUCCUCGAUCAUUACACUUUCAAAGGAAGCUAGAAGCGAUUUAACUUAUCCCGGUCUCAUCCGCAAUCAAGCAUUGAAAGGUCUUCUACUGAUUCCCCAGCUGGCUGAACGUCAUUCAAGAGAUAUUGUUCCAUAUUUUCUCAAAAGAGACAACACAAGCAGCGAACUUACGGAAGAGGACUUUGAGAACGAGCAAAGCGCACCAAGUACUUGGUCAGAAGCGGACCGGAAACUUCUUUUGCAGCUAAUCGGAAAGUUCAAAAACAUAAAGGCUAUUUUCAAGUCUGACGAUGUUUAUACAAGGCUCAUGGAUUUGCUCGGCAGUAGAACUACAGAAAUUCAAAAGAUGGCACUGGACGGCAUUCUAGCGUACAAGGAUAAAGCUGUUAUCAAAUAUCGAGAUAGCUUGAAGAACCUGCUUGAUGACAAUGCCUUCAAAGAUGAGUGCUUGAAUCUUUUGUCAAACGAUGAAAAGCCUUUAGUUGACGCACACGACGAAAAGUUUGUGAUGCCCAUUGUUUUGCGUAUACUUUUUGGCCGAGCCCAAACGCCGGUGACCAGUGGGCUGAAGAAAAGUAGAAAGACAGCGGUCAUAACCCUACUGCCAAGUUUGGCUGAAAGAUAUGUUGUUGACUUUCUAAAGCUCACUAGUCAAGGCUUGAACUAUCAACCCUUUUUCCAGAACGGUCACAAUGUGGAUUCCACAGAAAUAAGCAGUUUAUCGCUGAGAAGAAUGACAGGUUUCGUUACGCUCGGUCAAGCAGCAGUGAGUGCUCUGGGCUCUCGCUAUCCAAAGGCGACGACUACUCUGAUGGACCCUGUACUUUACGCUAUCUGUGUCGCGAACAAAGUAUCAAGUGGCAGGGCUGAUAAAGAUUACAUGUUAAAGCAAGCUACUAAUGUCAGACAACUAUCUAUGAAGUUAGUUUUGAGCAUAUUCUCAACCGUUGGAGAACUUGUAGACUGGACUGAGCACGUUCCGAAAAUACACAAGCUAAUGGUGGAACCCAGGUUACUGAAGUUCGCCGAUGAGAACCUUCAGAAGCCAUCCUCCCUAAUGACUCUGAUAUCUAUAUGGGCCACAAAUUCACGGUUUUACAAAUUUUUGUAUUACCACCAGUGCUCCAUCGCAGAUGCGCUAAUGGAGAUCCUCUCGAGACGUAACGCAAAGGAAUCGGUGCUGGCCAUGGUUUUGAAUUUUUCCAAUCAACUAAUAAAAAACCCUACGGAAGAGAGCGAGUACGUCGAUCUGGUUUCGGUCGUAGCUUCUUCAUGCCUCAAGGCACUUCCUAACGUCCUAGACGUGAUCAACAGUCAAGAGACCGUCACAAUAUCUCUAGAUUUACUUUUGAAUCUGAUAGAUGCUGGUUACGUGCACGAUAAUGAGACGAAGAAAUAUCUCAUAAACUCUCUCGCAUGUAUACUGGAAAGAGGGCUAAAAGGAAUUCGCAAGUCGGAUGCCGUUAAAAUCAUGCAUUCCACUUCACUUUUGUUAGAAGACUAUAUUUGCGACUGGAGUGAUAUUGAGAGCCUCUAUAAGUCAUGUUCGAUAUUAUAUCGAACGUCUGGUGAGCGAGAAUUGCGAAUUUCCGUUAAUGCUGUAUUCCAAGCUAUGGCGCGCAUUUUCAAAGAUCUACAACGGGUUGCUGAUUUGCUGAGCGACUUGAACUCCUAUUCCGUAAAACGCAUGGAAACAUACGAUUUCGAAACUGUCUUGCCUACAUUCAAGAGAUUAGAUGAUGGCGACUGUAUGUUACUAAAUGAAACAGAGUGGAUUCCAGUACUGAACACAUGUCUGUAUUACAUCAAAAAUGAAGAAGAGCUUGCCCUUAGGACCAAUGCGUCUCAUACAUUGAAGCGUUUCGUGGACUAUGUCAAUGCCAAGACCUCUAUUGACGAUGCCCGGGCAGCUGUCAAGCUCAUUGCGACCGAUUUAUUGCCUGAGGUGAAAGUUGGUUUACGCCACAAAAAUGUUGACGUUCAAGCUGAGUAUAUCUCGGUUAUCGCCUACAUCGUUGGUCAUUCCGGUUACUACUCAGAACUCGAUGAUAUGAAGGUCUUGCUGUAUGAUGGCGACCAAGAAGCAAACUUCUUUGCUAACAUCAAUCACAUCCAAUUGCACCGUCGUCAGCGGGCAAUUAAAAGACUGGGUGAGAGUGCUUCUACUUUGGCGGCGGACAGUAUCGCACAUUUUCUGAUACCCAUGAUCGAACGAUACGUCUAUUGUACAGAUGAAAGAUAUCGGAACAUAUGCAACGAGACAAUCUCGGCUAUUGGACUUCUCUCUCACUUUGUAACUUGGAGCCAAUACAAGGCCCUGAUGAGAAGAUUAAUCAGUUCGCUAGACUCCAAACCUCAAUUUUUAAAAGAAAUUGUAUCGCUCGUGGUGCACUGUUCCAAAGCGUUGAGCAGCUCCAUGAAUGCUGCCAGAACUGAAGGAGAAAUUGUCACGAUCAAAAAGCUCCCUACGACUCUAUCAGAUCCUGAUACUUUCGUGAAAGAGGAAGUUUUUCCCAAGCUUCUAAAAAUUUUGAACACAAGGGACGAAGAGACAAUUGUAGCGAGAAUUCCGCUCUGUGAGGCUCUCGUGAGCUUGAUUUUGGGUCUAGACGUUACUGCGCGCUCCAUUCUUUUACCUGGAGUGUUGAGCAGCGUCUGUCAAGUACUCAGAAGUCGCUCAGAGGAACUGCGAGAAGCGGUGCGAAAGAAUCUUGCAAGUGUUUCGGUGAUCCUUGGGCAUGAAUACUUAACUUUCAUUCUCAAGGAGUUGAAAAGUGCGCUUAGAAGAGGGUCUCAGAUACAUGUGUUGAGUUAUACCAUACACUCUAUCCUGUCGGCCCUAUCGCCCAAACUGGGACCGGGAGAUUUGGAUGCAACUGCGAGGAUGAUUGUUGAAGUAAUCAUGGAGGACACCUUUGGGACUGCUGGUCAAGAGAAAGAUGCGGAGGGUUAUACUUCGAAAUUGAAGGAGAUCAAAUUCAAUAAAAGCUAUGAUACUGCGGAAAUUAUCGCUUCCAAUAUUUCACUGACCGCAUUUGGGCAUCUAUUGCAUCCAAUAAAGGCCUUAUUGACGGAAAACUUGGGUCUAAAAAACCAACGCAAACUCAAUGAAUUGAUGAGAAGAUACUCACUCGGCCUUAAUCACAACGUGGCAAGCUCUUCUACUGAUGCGUUGGUUCUCUGCUAUGAAAUAUUCACGCAAUCAACGACACAAGUGAAGGAUGCCGGUAACGGGAGAGGACGUCAAAAAUCUAAUACCUUUUUCCUGAUCAAUCUAAGUGCCAGAAACGAUAAAGUACAGACGGAAAAUAAAUCCAAUAGCGCCGUUUUGAGAAAAUUCGCGCUUGAUCUCCUGAAGACAAUCCUAGUGAAGAACGGGGGUCUACUAGAGGCUGCUUAUCUGGAAAAUUUCAUUCCCCUUCUACAAGAAGCACUAGACUCCGACGAGGAGGAAGUUCUUAUCAGCGCCUUGCGUGUCUUAAUAAUUUUGGUGAAGUUGAAGUUUACCGAGGAACAUGAAGGUAUUUUCAAGAAUUGUGCUAGGAAAGUUUUGACAGUGGUUCGAGACUCACCAUCUACUUCCAGUGAUCUCUGUCAAGUAAGCCUCAAAUUUCUAUCCUCAUUGAUUAGGCAUAAGGAUAUUGAGCUGAAAGAUACAGCUUUGAGUUUCAUUUUGGGUAGAAUCAAGCCUGAUCUCAAUGAGCCCAACAAACAAGGACUGGCCUUCAACUUUGUCAAAUCUCUAGUUCUCAAGCACAUUGUGCUACCUGAGCUUUAUGAUGUCGUCGACGCAAUUGCGGAGAUAAUGAUAACAAACCACUCAAAGGAAAUCAGAGACGUCUCUCGAAGUGUUUAUUAUCAGUUUUUGAUGGAGUAUGAUCAAAGUCGGGGAAGACUAGAAAAGCAAUUCAAGUUUUUGGUUUCUAAUCUCGAAUACCCAUCUCAAGAAGGCCGCCAAUCAGUCAUGGAACUCAUCAAUUUGAUUGUGAAUAAAUCGGGAAUGGACUUGCUAUUGCGUAUAUCCUCAUCGUUUUUCUUGUCGUUGUCCAAUGUCGCUGCCAAUGAUACUUCACCACGUUGUCGUGAAAUGGGUUCAACCCUUCUAAAGAACCUGUUGGCCAGGUUAGGAAAAUCCAAUGUGGGCCCUUUGGAGAAAUACAUCCUGGCAUGGCUAAAGCACGAUGACCCAACCUUUGUUGAGCUCGGAUUGAAAAUUUACAAGAUUCAUAUGGACGCCUUAGCCCUCGGUGAUGGCAAGGGCCUGGAUUCGUUUGCCAUUUCUAAAGCUAAAAAGAUCAUAUCCAGCGGUACUGCUGGAUCAAGCGUUGAGUGGAAUUUAAUUUACACGGCUUUGAACGUCUUAGACAGAUAUGUGGAGCUUGAACAAGAUGAAAUCAUAAGUGAGGAUAUUGGCAUGUGGUCAAGUACAAUAGACUCUCUGUUGUAUCCUCAUCCAUGGGUAAGGUUGAUCAGCGGUAGAAUGGUAAAGAAAUAUAUACAAAAGAGGGAGGAAAGUGGAGUUCCUCUUCCACCAGCUGAGCUGCAGAAGAUCGCGUACCGCAUUUUUCACCAGCUCGGUGCCCCUUCCGUAUCUGAGUCUCUGGCUUCGACUGCCGUGACGAUUUUGGUUGUGAUUUUGAGAAAAUGGGUGGCUGAUAAGACAGCAUUCAUCUCCAAGGAAAAUGAGGAUGCGAAGUAUGAAACGUCCAUUGAUUUCUCAUUGGCAAGAUUAGGUUCCAUUCUAAGAGAUGAAGAGAACUUCCGCGAAACCUUUGUAUCCAAAAAGGCAUCGAUACAGCUAUUUGGCUUCAUUGUGGAAAUGAUGAAUGAGACCGAGUUGAAAAGUGUGGCAGCAGCGAUUAUCCUGCCUUUGUUCAUGUACUUGGAAGAUGACAGAAGGAUUAUCGAUGAACAAGUUCAAGAGCUGCAAACAAUGUCGCAGGAGUGCAUAGAAUUAUUGCAAAACAAGCUCUCGGUUUCUGAUUUCAGUAUAGCCUACUCUCGCGUCAAGCAGGAAAUUGCCCGUCGUAGGAAUGAGAGAAGAGCUAGACGAGCUGCUCUAGCUGUCACGGCCCCAGAGGCUGCGGCAAGGAGGAAGCUCAAGAAACACGCUAGAUCAAAAGAGAAAAGAAGACACGAAAAGGAUGAUAGCGGCUUCUAUCGUGCCAAGAACAAAAAAAGAAGAAUCUGA